AAAUGGCGCUUCCAAAGGAAAAGAAACACCAAGAAGUUUGUACGUUAGGUUUUACGAUAGAACUUUUAGAAUUUGUUGGUGUAGCAAAUGUAGUAAUUAUAUGUAAACAGAAAUAUCCUAUUAUUCGAAGACUUCAAGUUUCGGUUAAGGAGGAUGGUGUUAUUGUAGAGGGACUUGACGAAAGUCAAAAAUCCCUGUGUAUAGUGUGUUUCGAGUUGGACUGGAAUAAAGAGGGCAUUUAUGUAUUUUGCCCACCCUCGUGCUCGGGUCUUUCAGGUCAGUUCUACCAAAUAUUGUUCGAAGAGGAAGUGUUAUCUAGAGAUCCAUCCUCUCAAGAAAGUUGUACAUCUGAAAUUACAUUUCGUGUUCAUGUAAGAAGAAAAUUAUUGAAUUCUGAAAGUGAUACUGAUAGUGCUCAAAGAGUUAAUUCAAAUGUAACAGAAUGUUUAAAUCAGAAAAAAUAUACUGACGAUGAUUUUACUGUGAGUAGGUCUACUGUUUCCCAUACAUUAGAUGAACGUUCUAUACCAGUGUAUAAUAAUAACACUGACCUAAGUUUCACUUAUCAUGAAACUAAUGAAUUAAUAAUUAACAUGAAAAAACAUUUAAAUUUUAGCUUAAAUGAUUUUAAGCAGAACGAAAUAUUAACUAAUAUUUUGUAUAGUUUAUGUUGUAGACUGUGUGGCCAUCAGUUAGUCAAAGAUAUUAUUUUUGAAAAAGUUUCUGAGUUACCGUCUGAAAGCUGGGAGGAAAUGGCAAAUGAUUGGUGGUGUCAUAAACACAGUGGAUGUGGAGGAGAAAUUGAUUCAUUGACAGAAAAUGCACUGAAUGGUGAUGUAGUAAAUUUUGUACAAAAUGAGAAUUAUCUAUAUUUUGACCAGCUUAGUUAUUUCAUUACUUGUACUUUGAUGGAGAAAAAUGAUAAAAUCAAUUCUACUGGCAGUGUGUAUCACUGUAAACGCUGUCUUCAGGUAAUUGGGGAACUAUCACCAAGCCCUCCUUUUAAGAAAAAUGGUGACAGAAUGAGAGAAAUGUCAAAACUCUUCAAGUCAUGUGUAUAUUUUGAAUUAACUGGUUGUUGUAUGAACAAUGAAAGUCAUUUACCAGGAAGUGGAAGAAAUCAUGCAAUUAAAUCAGUUGUCACCAUCAUUAAGAGGUUAAUGUCAACUCUUACCUGUAAAAUUUGCCUUGAAACAAAGAUGAUGUCUUCAGAGUCCAGUGAUAUUUGCCUGCUUUUGUGGGUUAUGGAUAAAAACUUAAAUAGGUUUCAUAUGAAUAUAGAUAUUCCUAUUGAAAACUUACACCAAACAGAUAAAGCUGCACAGCAGAAAACGAAACGUGAAAUACCAAUAAAAAUGAAGACAGUGAUAAAAGUGUUAUAUGGUGUAUCUAUUGGAAAUUCCUUACAGUCAAAGAAGUGGAGGCAAGAUUUUGCAGUAGAAGUAAUACAAGUGGACAGUCAAACUCUAUGGUGGGUGUUAGAUGUUUUGAUUGCAAGCUCUGAAGAUAUUCCAGCAUCUCAAAGACAGAUAGAUGACCUCAUGAUUGGCUUCUUGGCACUUGACAACAUGUAAUUAACCACAUGUUUACUACUUUCCAUUUCUGCUUGUGUAUUUUUACAGAUGUUCAUUAUUAGAAGAAAAAAAAAAAGAAUAAAACAUCUGAAGUGUUUUGAUGUUUAC
Molecule: messenger RNA, 1682 nt
Organism: Limulus polyphemus (Atlantic horseshoe crab)
Lineage: Eukaryota; Metazoa; Arthropoda; Merostomata; Xiphosura; Limulidae
Product: E3 ubiquitin-protein ligase E3D-like
Exons: 2
Coding region: 3-1574 (523 amino acids)
Biological process (GO): protein monoubiquitination; proteasome-mediated ubiquitin-dependent protein catabolic process; protein polyubiquitination
Cellular component (GO): ubiquitin ligase complex; cytosol; nucleus
Molecular function (GO): ubiquitin conjugating enzyme binding; ubiquitin protein ligase activity; cyclin binding
Source: RefSeq, a predicted model, not a curated record